Molecule: messenger RNA, 1993 nt
Organism: Salmo salar (Atlantic salmon)
Lineage: Eukaryota; Metazoa; Chordata; Actinopteri; Salmoniformes; Salmonidae
Gene: ccdc137
Product: coiled-coil domain containing 137
Cellular component (GO): nucleus
Source: RefSeq, a predicted model, not a curated record
UGCCAACUGCAGUUUAACUCCAAAGAAGAAGGAUUCCUCAACGUUAGCCCACGUGGGUUGUUGUUUCGAAGGAAUCCGCGCUAGUUUAGCACCAAUAACAAGAAAAUCAUGGGGAAAAAUAAACAGACGAAACCCGCAGAGGCAUUUAAACAAGGAGCUACGACUGGGCAAUAUCCAAGCAAGAAGCCUAAACGAGAUGGCAAGCCCAGACAGAAGGAACAUCUUGAGCAGAUUCCCUUCCGCCUUCGAGAGAUUAUGAAAAGCAAGGAGAGGAUGAAGAUGGGGCCCAGCAAGACCAAGAAGAUGAAGAAAGCUGACGCCAUCGUCCUCACUCCCAAACCCAAGCCAGGGGACGCUACAAUCGGAGAUAUCCCUGUUCCACACUUCCGUAGAAAGAAGAAAGAGAGUGAGAAGGCAUACCUGCGGAGGAUGGGCAACGAGGCGCAGCACGUCCUCUUCCUCACCAAGAACCAGAUAGAGAGACAGCCGGAGAGGGAGCUAGAGGAGCAGGAGAAACCUGCUGGCACCGGGAAAUGCAAGUCUGACAAGAAGAAAGAAUAUGAUAAAAGCCGGCUGGACAGGCUACAUAAGAAGAAACUGGACAGGCGGGAAGAGAAGGCAGAAAACGACAUGUUCAUAGAUGAAGUUGCCUUUGGAGAAGUUGCCAUGGCACCACCGACUCUGAGUAUCAAGCCCAGGAAGGCACUGAUCAAGCCCCAGGGUGUGUGUAAGGGUCUCCUGCUGAACUCUCUGCUCGGCCAGACCCAGUUCUCCACAGCCAAGCCAUCCAUGGCCAGGCAGAGGAUGAUGGAGGAGGAGAGGCAGCGGGUGGUGCAAGCCUACCGCCACCUGAAGAAACAGAAGCAGCAUCAGCAAGAGGCCAAAGCAGCUGGGAUAGAGAAGCUAAAGAACCUCCAGUGAGACUCCAGUGGUCCUAUUCUCUGCCUUGCUCCCCCAAGGUGUGCACUUCUCACUUACACUGUCCAAAUAGAGUGAUGCAACAUUUUUUUAUGUGGCUCUAUACUCCAGCUAUUUUUAUUUGAGAUCAGGUGACAGUAUUCCAAUAUUCCUUGUACACAAUGACUACAUCAAGCUUGUGACUCUACAAACUUGUUGGAUGCAUUUACAGCUUGUUUUGGUUGUUUCACAUUACAUGUUGUCCAAUAGGAAGUGAUUGGUGAAUAAUGUAUUUUGUUUGACUCACUUUUAUUGUAAGACUAGAUUACGUUUGUGAACACUUCUGCAUUAAUGUGGAUGCUACCAUAAUUAUGAAUGAAUGAUCAGUGAGAAAGUUAGAGGGUCAAAGAUCAUACCCUCCAAAUAUGUUUGUCACCCAUUAUUGGGAAUGGUGAGAGCUUGACAUGCUUUGUUUUAGCCUCUAACUUUCUCACUCAUCAUUAUUCAUGAUUAAGUCAUGUUUUUUCUUAAUCAUGGCAUUAUCAGGAUUGAUUUAGAAGUGUUCAGAAACAUCUUAUCUACUCACUUAGAAAAUAAAAUGACUCCUUUCAGUAAAUCAGAUAAAUAUGAAAAUACCCUCAAAUUAGAGGUGACAUUCUGUACUGUCACCUGAUAUGAACAUUUUAUCUCAAAUCCAAAAUGCUGGAGUAUAGAGACACAUUUUAAAUUGUGUGGACUGGUGUAAGAAAUAUGGUGGAAAGUCUGUAAACCCCUGUAGCCUAUGCUUAAAUCAAUGCUUUUUAAUUAAAUGGAGGUGAGUGAGGAAGUGCACAUUUCAGGGUGAAAGAUUGGGAAUUUGGCUGCAUUGAAGAUGAAGCACCAAAUCUAAGUGGAACCACAUGGAGGGGACAAGGGUUAGCUCAUCUGAUCACCAAGCAGUUCAUAUUCCUUUCCCAAUCUACAGUGAGUUUUUGUGGACACUGGGAUGGAUUCUGGCUAGUAUUGAAAGGACCAGACCUGCACAUAUGGACUGAUUCACUGUUUCUCCUUGAAUAAGUAGCUUUCCUUCCUACCUACCUGCAGGCCUUGCCAUUUA